UCAUCGUAAUGUGUGCCUCUCCAUCCUCGAUUCGUCAGAUCUUGUUGGCUGCUGAAGAACUGGGAAUGCAAGAGACUGGGGAGUUCGUCUUCUUCAACGUUGAGCUCUUCACAAGCAAAAACUCUACACAACGACCAUGGUACAAUGAGGAUGAUUCGCCAGAGAUUAACGGCCGAGCACGACGGGCUUAUCAGUCAUUGCUGACGGUAACUGAUCGGGUUCCGGACACACCAGAAUACGCCGAGUUUUCACGAGAGAUUAAGAAUAUAACCAGGAUGAAGUACGGUUUCAACUAUGGAGCUGAAGAGGUCAGUGCGUAUGCAACGGCAUUUCACGAGGCAGUUCUUCUUUACGCCCUAGCGUUGAAUGAAACUCUGGAAGAAGGGGACGAUAUCAUGAAUGGCAGAGUUAUUACCCAGAAAAUGUGGAAUCGCACAUUUGAAGGCAUCACAGGAAAUGUAAGAAUUGAUGAUAACGGAGAUAGAAAUGUCGAUUUCUCGCUUCUGGACAUGGACCCGGACACAGGAGACUUUCAGGUUGUAGCCAACUAUUAUGGUGUAACAAAGCAAUUUGAAAGAGUUCCUGGAAAAAAGAUUCAUUGGGCAGGCGGCCGGGAGGACCCACCGCCUGACAUUCCUCCGUGCGGUUUCGACGGAACAAAGUGUUCUAACGAAAAAAUCCCAAAAUACGCUAUCAUCAGUGGCCUGUUGUCGGGGUUUCUUAUCGCUCUGUGCAUUACUUCCUUCUUUAUUUAUAGACGUUUUAAACAGGAGGCGGAGCUUGUUUCGAUGACGUGGAAAAUAAAGUGGGAAGAAAUAACAACGUCUUCCUCUACGAAUAGAUAUCUAGGCUCCAGGACAAGUCUCGGAAGAAACAGUCUUUAUAGUUCUUGUUCCGAAGAGACUUUAGCUUCUGGCAUGAAAGGAAAACAGGUGUUUACAAAAACAGGUUAUUACAAGGGAGUCAUCGUUGCCAUAAAACCUCUUGUAAAAACUCGGAUCGAGAUCAAUAGACCUCUAUUGUUGGAGUUAAAACGGAUGAAAGAUUUGCAAAACGAUCACAUUGUUCGAUUCAUCGGAGCAUGCGUAGAUCCUCCAUAUUGUUGCCUUGUCACCGAAUAUUGCCCCAAAGGAAGUCUACAGGACAUCUUAGAAAAUGAAGAGAUAAAGCUUGACUGGAUGUUCCGCUGUUCUUUACUUCAAGACACCGUAAAGGGAAUGGCAUAUCUUCACAACAGUGAUGUUCGUUCCCAUGGCAACCUGAAGUCGUCGAACUGUGUGGUAGACAGUAGAUUUGUAUUAAAGAUCACAGAUAUUGGUCUUCACGCUCUUAGAACACCAGAGGAGAAUGACAAUAAAGAGACAUACGCCUAUUGGAGAAAGAAACUAUGGACAGCACCAGAGAUAUUGAGAAUGCCUGAUCCAACACCAGAGGGCACACAGAAAGGCGACGUUUAUUCAUUUGCUAUUAUUGCAAGCGAAGUGGUUGUAAGACAAGGUCCUUUCUACCUAAACGAAGUUGAUCUGAGCCCAAAAGAGAUUAUUGAACGAGUGAAGGAAAACAGGAAACCGCCGUUUCGUCCGUUUCUUGAUGAAAACCUUUAUGAUGAUGAAGUUAUACAAAUGAUCAAAAAAUGUUGGGCGGAAGAUCCAAUGGAAAGACCAGAUUUUCAUCUUCUCAAGUCUAUAGUUCGCCGACUAAGCAGGUCAGUUGCAAGACAGUUGAUCCAUGGGGAAGCAGUGACAGCUGAAGCUUAUGACAGCGUUUCCAUCUACUUCAGCGACAUCGUGGGUUUCACCUCAAUCUCUGCACAGAGUACACCGAUGGAGGUGAUAGAUCUAUUAAAUGAUCUCUACACUUGUUUUGACUCCAUAAUUGAAAAUUUCGACGUCUACAAGGUGGAAACCAUAGGUGACGCUUACAUGGUUGUUUCCGGACUGCCGAUGAAGAAUGGAAAUAUUCACGCCAAAGAGAUUGCCCGGAUGUCGCUAGCCUUACUUAAUGCAGUGAAGACUUUCAAGAUUCGCCACAGACCAGACGAUCAACUAAAACUUCGUAUUGGUAUUCAUUCCGGUCCGUGUGCAGCCGGAGUUGUGGGACUUAAGAUGCCCAGGUACUGUUUGUUUGGUGAUACAGUCAACACCGCGUCGAGGAUGGAGUCUAAUGGACAACCCCUGAAAAUUCACGUCAGUCCGAAAACGAAAGAAAUACUUGAUUUGUUUGGAACUUUCACUUUGGAACUGAGAGGAGAAGUAGAAAUGAAGGGAAAGGGGAAGAUUACAACGUAUUGGUUAGUGGAAGAGGUCAGUACGCCUUCAGUUUCCAACUUCACCAAGGACUCAUCUCUAACGCAGCUCAAGGAAGUAAAUAUCUGAAAGCUGAAUAUCCGGUAUUUGGUCAAGACGAAGAACUUUUUUUUGCAUAGAACACACAUGAGUAUGAAAGAAAGCAAGUGUGAAAAUGUAAAGGUCAAAAAUUAAUGCAUAAAACAAAAUAUGAAAAUACAAACCAAUGCGUAACAAAAUAAUUAAUUUAACCAUGAUACACUUCAGUUAUUAUUUCGUGCAACCCGUUUAUGAUGUUGUGAUUACCCCAAAAUAUUUAGUUGGAAGAUCCAUGAGUUAUUUACCUAAAUGAACUAAAUUUUAGCUUGAAUAUUAUGAAAUUUUGUAAGUUAUUAGGCUAAAAGAAGGAAAACGUUUUGUGUGUAUCUUGUUUCGCUAUAGUACGUAGUUGCGGAAUUUCCAGAAUUCCACAUUUGUGCGUUUUCAAUACGUUAUGUAAAUAAAUAAUGGUUUUAUGUGAGAAAUCUGCUGUAGAGCUGAAGGAUUCCUUUAGGUGUUAUUUUAGGUGUUAUCCUCUAGGUGUUACUCAAAAAAUUUUAGCAACUACGAUCAUCCUCAUUUCAGUUGCAGAUAAAGUACAGAAAAUUAGCUAUGUUGUUAUUGGACUAAAGCAACAAUUUACUGGUACGAUACUUAACACUAGUGGUCGUUUAUUGUUUUGUAAUUCUGUGUCUUUCUUCGUCA
Molecule: messenger RNA, 3029 nt
Organism: Limulus polyphemus (Atlantic horseshoe crab)
Lineage: Eukaryota; Metazoa; Arthropoda; Merostomata; Xiphosura; Limulidae
Product: atrial natriuretic peptide receptor 1-like
Exons: 20
Biological process (GO): cGMP biosynthetic process; protein phosphorylation; receptor guanylyl cyclase signaling pathway
Cellular component (GO): membrane
Molecular function (GO): guanylate cyclase activity; peptide receptor activity; protein kinase activity
Source: RefSeq, a predicted model, not a curated record